Molecule: messenger RNA, 2586 nt
Organism: Acipenser ruthenus (sterlet)
Lineage: Eukaryota; Metazoa; Chordata; Actinopteri; Acipenseriformes; Acipenseridae
Product: dynein axonemal assembly factor 1-like
Exons: 12
Coding region: 133-1947 (604 amino acids)
Molecular function (GO): protein binding
Source: RefSeq, a predicted model, not a curated record
UCAACGACGAGAGAUAAGAUGAGUCGCUGUUGUUGCUUCGAAGAUGCGUUUUCCUUGUGCUCGCGAGGUUAAUUAUUGCCAUGGUUACAGUACAAGCGUUAUAGAACUGUAAAGCGCAAACAAGAAGUGAAAAUGCAGCCGCAACAGCAGUCCGUGUCUAAAGAAGCCGUCGCUGACAAAGGACACAGUUUGCAAGGUAGUGAUGCGGAUUCCCUGAAAGAAACUGGAGUCUCGCAAAUACUGAUGGAAGGAAGAGUAGCACAAGUUACCCUCGAAAAAGCUCAAGCUGUUUCCUUUGCUAACGGAGACACAGAUGGAAAUAUUCCCCACAGUGAACAAAAUAAUGAAGCCCAGCAACCAACAAAAAAAGAAAAGGACUUUGGUCCAAGAAUGACUAAGGAAUUCCUGAGGGACCAUUGCAAACAACAGAAACUGUACGUGACGCCUUACCUGAAUGAUACACUCUACCUGCACUAUAAAGGUUUUGUCACCAUUGAAAAUCUGGAGGAGUAUACAGGUUUGAAGUGCCUGUGGUUAGAAUGCAAUGGCCUGCAGAAAAUCGAGAACCUGGAAGCACAGACUGAGAUGCGCUGCCUUUUCAUGCAUCAAAACCUGAUUCAGAAACUGGAAAACCUUGAGCCGCUUCAAAAACUGGAUUCACUCAACCUCAACAAUAACUACAUUAAGACUAUUGAAAACCUCUCCUGCCUUAAAGACUUGAGUACUCUGCAGCUGGCUCACAAUAAGGUACAGACUGUCCAGGAUAUUGAGCAUUUAAAGGACUGCCCAAGCAUUAGUGUUCUUGAUCUCUCUCACAACAAACUGGAUGAUCCAGACAUACUUUAUGUCUUUGAGGCCAUGCCUAACCUGCGAGUGUUGAAUCUAAUGGGUAAUGAAGUGAUUAAGAAAAUCUCCAACUACAGGAAGAUUUAUACAGUCCGUCUGAAAAAGCUGACAUACCUGGAUGACAGGCCUGUGUUUCCAAAAGACAGAGCCUGUGCUGAAGCGUGGACUCUAGGAGGCUGGGAGGCAGAGAAAGAGGAACGGCAACAGUGGGAGACAAGAGAAAGAAGGAAGAUCCAGGACAGCAUUGACGCUCUGUCCGAAAUAAGGAAGAAAGCAGAGGAGAAGAGGCGGCACAAGGAAAUGAAGGAAAAAGAUGAAGGUGUUUUCUCAGAGAAUGGUGUUGGAAACGAUAUGGAUAUUCCUGGUCAAUCUCUUGACCCUGUCACCCACAAAAAGAUCCAGACAUUUGUGGACGAAACCAUGCAAGCCCAUGAUGAUUUUCUUGAUGAAAUGGCAGGAAAAGACGAAGAAGACCUCCAGGAAAUCUCAGAAAGCGGGAAAGAGCAGCUUGCAUCAACAGAUUCAGAUUGUAAUGCUGAUAAAGAUGAAGAAAUACCAUCAGCAAUCCCAGUUGCAGAGAAACAAACCAACAGUAUGGCUACCUGUGGUGCCCUGGUAACAGAGCUGGAAAACAGUGAGACAAUCGAGACCAUCGACCUGGAGAAUCACGAAAAGAUUUAUAUUGCUGAUCUGCCAGAUUUGGAAGAAGUAGAAAUAUCUGAAACUGAAGACGUAUUAAAUUUACAGGCAUUGUAUCGACCGAAAAUUGAAGUGAUUUCCGCAGCGAGCGAUGAAAGUGACUCUGACUUGGAAGACAUUGAAAAGUUGACAGCAGGGAAAAAGUUAAUAGAAGAGAUUGAAACUACAGCAGCUAAUCCAGAACCAGAUUUGUUUAUCAGAAGCUCAGAAAGGCAGAAGCCGUUAAAAAAAUCUACGAUCAUAGAGGAGACCUUGCUGGAAUCUGUCAGCAAUACCACAGAGACAGUGGCAGCAGACGGCUUGCAAGCACCACUAAUCCAGGAGGUACUAGAAUGCUUGGAAACAUCAGACGUGAAUGAGCCUGAUAAACCAACCACAUGUCUAAUAGAAGAGUUAGAUUAGGGAGAGGAGACGACCCCACGAUCACAAGGCAAACGUGAUCACAAAAAGCAUGCACUGCGCUCACGUGAUAAUAAGAUUCUAAUCGGGCUUGAGGGAUUGCCUUGUCUAUAAAAUGUAUUCCAAUUUAAAUGGCUCCUUAACAAAUGAAUGUAGUAUAUUCUGCAUUGUAUGCUGUAUGUUGUACUGUAACAUCUGGAAAAUAAUAUAGUUGAAUUGCAUGGCUUACCAAUGUCAUUAGCCGUGGCCUAUUUCACCCUUUAAAUUACUUUAAAAACUACUUUUCAUUUCAGUUGGGGGAAUAGCACGCUGCAAUUAUUAUUAGUCCUUUGUUUCUUAUUUAUUUUUCAAAAUGUUAGUCAUUUGAGAAAGAAAAAAAUGUGUAUGUUUAAAUAUUUCAUUGUCACAGUUAAAUAAAGCUGUUUUUGUAACCAUCAGUUACAAUAUGAAAAUAGUUGUUUUCAGAUUUGACAUUUCGGACAUGUGUUCUACACAAACUUGUUUCUUUUCGUAACACAUCCAGUUUCUUGUUACAGCCUGCAAUUUCAAUACAAUUGGUCUUUAACAUAAAUAGGAAUUAUAAGAGGUAAUAAAUCAUUAAAGAAUGAUGAAUUAUCUAUCCAUAACAAUUUACACAUUGCC